Coniophora puteana RWD-64-598 SS2 is the source of this 2949-nucleotide messenger RNA. RefSeq lists its product as uncharacterized. The transcript is spliced from 8 exons. Bases 295 to 2949 code for a protein of 884 amino acids. NCBI's taxonomy places the organism in Eukaryota, Fungi, Basidiomycota, Agaricomycetes, Boletales, Coniophoraceae. The record is from RefSeq and is a predicted model, not a curated record.
GUAGUGCCAGUGGCCUCGCGGAAUACGGGACGACUCCAAGCGUAUGGAUUAUUGGUAUACCUGCUCUUAUGCCUCAGAACUCUCCUCGAUCCUAUGAUACGCAUUGGCGCAACAGUUUACGACCUCAAACCUCCCCUUUCCAGUUACUCUGCAGGGCAUAGUACAUCCAAGAUUUACCCUGGAUAACUUGGGCAGAACAAAUCCCGCCUCCGUCGUCAACUCACAGUCAUUGCAUCGCCGAGUUCGUACCUUCGUGCCCAGGGUUACAAUUGUAAGUCCGCAUAAUAAGCCCGUAUGUGGGUCAAUGUACUGUGCCAUGCUUCACACAUUACCUCGGCUUUGUUUUACUUGGACGCUGCAACCUUGGUACGGGUACUGGAUGCGAUGUGUUGGCAGCUACUCCGUUGCGUAAAUACGCAUCUGAUCCCCUUGGUCGUUCUCCGCUUCGUCAUGAUCUCGUUUCGAGGACUAGAUUCUCCUACGAUAGGUACGGAAAUGUGCGGUGAUCGCCACGACAGUCUCUCUGCGCUUGCUUAUCCGGACCACGUACGCAUAUGGCCACUCGGACUCUGCAUGGAUUUUGAGGUGUAUAAAAGGGCGCCUCGUUGGAACCAUUCUCAAAACACAUUCGACACAUCUUCUCCGCUCACCAAACCUUACUAUAUCAAUCUUUGCCAUGUUCGCUUCCAAGGGUCUCGCAUUUGUCGUCCUCGCCGUCGCUACCAACGCUGCUUCCAUCACCGGCACCCAGACCGGUACUGGAUACUACCACUCCUCGUCCGCGUCGCCGCCGCUUGCGGAAUUGUGAGUCAGGACACCGACCUGGUCACCUCUGUCGCCACCAGCGUCUUCGACAAGUCACUUUGCAACAAGGAGAUCAACGCUUCCUACAAUGGCAAGAACGUUACCGUCAAGGUGACCGACAGUUGCAACCCCUGCUCGGCAGCCGAUCUCGAUUUCUCGCCGUCCGCGUUCGAGAACAUCGCGCCGCUUUCCGAUGGCAAGAUCAAGGCCAUGCACCCCGCCUUGGACAUCGUCGAGCUCCUUCGGCACAUCUUUGGUUACUUGAACGAGGACUUUGAUAUAACAUCUGGCUGCGUCAAUGGGCGCACUCUCUCCGCACUGGCAAGGACUUGUCAAACGUUCAAGGAGCCCGCCCUCGACGCACUCUGGGAAAACCUUUCCAGCCUUGACCCUCUUAUCAAAUGCCUUCCCGAAGGAUCGCAAAAACUCGUCGAAUUACCGCGUUUAUAUCAAUGGGUGUUAGCAGAGGCGCCGAGGUUCAGGCUGGCAUUCUCACAGCCCUUGACCGGUGCAGACUGGUUGAUCAUUCGAAACUACGCUAAUCGCGUACGUGGUUUCUACAUGACAUCGCUUGAUCUGGAUUAUCUCGAUGUUCUGUUGGAGCUCAGCCUUGGACCAUCCGAAAUGCUUCCUCUCUUCCCCAACACGAGACAUCUGGAAUGGACAGUCACGCAUACGCACUUUCGGCCUUACAUGCGGAUGUUCCUUCCAAGCACCCUUGAAUCACUUCGGUUCGCGAUUAGCUCGAACAGCGGCAGGGGAGAUGCUUCUAUCCUUGCAGCUAUUGGAUCGCUAUGUCCUUCCCUCAAGAAGGUAGACGUCGACUUCUCCAAAAAUGUCGAGGGCGGCCUUGAAGCUUUCUCCCGGUCAGUUUGCAACUGGAAGCAUCUGGUCUCGCUGCGCUGCAUGGACAUCACAGAUGCGGCGUUAGCUCAUGUCGCAGGCUUAUCGGCACUGCGGGAUCUAUCCGUUACACUACCCCCGGUGACGUCCUUUCGUGCCAUCAGGUCUCAGAUCGAAGGGAACGCAUUCGAGAACCUACGCGCGCUCGAAAUGAGAGCUGAAAGCUUAGACGUCUUUGUUGCGCUUGCUUCAGAGAUGACGUUGUCUCUGGUAGAUACCAAACUCAUGAUCGUCGAUAACGGAUGUUCUGAAAGCGCUAAGGACGCUUUCAUGGUGCUCUCAAACAGCAGUCGUCCUCUUUAUAGCCUGAAGAUCCAUGGUUGGGGUGACGACACAUUUAUUCCCAUGCCGUUGAACUCCUCCCAGCAUAUCCGCGGACGGACUGUGACAAUCUCAACGUUUCGGCCGCUGUUCAAAUUCGGAGAACUCCGCAUUCUUGACGUCGACUUCAAGUGCUCCACCGUCUUCACCAAUUCCGACAUCAUAGACCUUGCACGCUCAUUCCCUCUCCUAGAGAAAUUGUCCCUCAAUGUUGAACACGGGUGGGAGGUGCCGUCUGCGAUCACGUAUUCCGGCAUUUUCUCUGUAGCUAGUAUCUGCCCGCAUCUACAGGAUCUUGGCGUCGAGUUUGACGCCACAGGAACGGAUCAAGCAGAGCUUUUGCUUGACACAUUUCCAGAGGAUGAGCAGACGCAAGUGUCGCCCAACGCGAACAUCAAGUUCCUUGGGGUUGCAAAUUCGCGGAUCGAAGACGUAAUCGCGACGGUAAAGCUGCUACUCAGAUUCUUCCCGAAUAUCGAACAUAUUCACCAAUGGUAUCCUCCGUUCACGGUCGGAAGUGGGUUCCCUGACUGGCUGAGCCCGGAUUACAGCGAGUUUAUGAGGCGGUGGGGGAAGGCUGGGGCGGUUAUUACGCGACUUCGCGCACGAAAUCCUGCCAGUGCGGACGGAGACGUUGAAAUCGAGGACCUGAUGCCCACUGAUACAGAAGUCAACGUAUACGAUGACGACGAUGAAGAAUCUGUGGAUUUCGAGGGUGAUGACGACGGCGCUGAACUCAUGGACGAUUUUGAAGAGGGAGUUAGCGAUGAAGAUGCAUUUGGAGAAGUGAUUUAUGAUGAUGAUGAAGUCAAGGUUCCAGAAGACGAGGAAGAACAACUAGAUGAUGAAGGCGUAGAUGAGGAGGCUGAUAUCGAGGACGAGCCUGAAAGCGAUGAUCCGGGGGACUCGGAGGAAGAUUAG